Molecule: messenger RNA, 25132 nt
Organism: Cinara cedri
Lineage: Eukaryota; Metazoa; Arthropoda; Insecta; Hemiptera; Aphididae
Source: the annotation of a GenBank genome assembly
GUAUGUGUGUGUGUGUGUGUGUGAUGUGUGGAAUCUACAUUGGAAACUGACGGCCGCGGUGGAUGAUAACGCGCGUUUACAUUCAACGGGGUCCCAACGCAGUCAACAUAACAGCCGACGCCGUGUUGUUAUAAUGAUUAAUGAUUACUAUAAACAAUCGUAUAGUCAUACGAGUCGGUAAGCGUAUUGAGAACCGAGUACAAUAAUAAACAAAUUUAAUUGAAUUUAGAACCCCAGCGAGUGUAUUUGUAACGACUGUAACAACAAUAUUGUCAUGACGUACUACCAUAAAUAUUAGUACGUAGCACGUUGCUAAAAAUAAUAUUAUCACGGUUCACGAGUACCCAGGUACUUAUUAUUAUUUUUUGUUUUUCCGAACAAUUAUUAUUAUCGAGCUAUUUGCCCAGUUCAAGCCGUUCGUUUAUGCGCGCGCAUUGUCGCGUGUACCUAUCGUUUGGCGUAUGUGCGUGCGCGCCGCACUGUGCACACUAGUCGUUUCUAACCGCAUCGCAACAACAACAACAACCGUAGAUAACAGAACAACAAUUAUUAUACAACAUUACAAAUGCCAAUAAUAACGAAAACAACUAUAGUCGUGCAACAGCAGCUCAGUUGUAGUAUCAGCCGAGAAUAAUAACAACGUAGGCGAGUCCGUUGUACAGUUCCGGGCCCCCCUCAAUGACCAUCACGGUAGUAUCGCCGUCGUUAAUAACAAUAACAAUUCCCCUCUUAUCAUCGUCCACAACGGUCGUGCCGUCGCCGCCGCCACCGUCACUGCAACGGAUUCAGUUUUUCCGAAGUAGUGUCGCGUCGCAGCGGUGUUCCGUCGCUGUUUCCCGAGACCAGACAUGUAAAACCGUCACGAUGGAAUCCCGAUAAAGGCCCUGCUGCCCGCCCCUCCCCCCCUCGGCCUGUCCCGUCCGGCGGACGUCAAUGAACGGCCCACCGUCGCCACCCAUUAAUCGGGCGAAAAAUCAUCAAGACGACAACAAGGUAAGUACGGGGAAGCAUAAAAAAUCGUACGUCCGCAGUCCUUGGGACGGUUUUAUCGUCGUACUUAAUUUAAACGCGGGACGCACAUUAAUAAUAAUUAUUCUGUUAUCCUAAUAAAGGCCUUGCCAAUCGUGACAAUAAUAAUUAAUUCGCGAUCUGGUUGACGGCGGCGACCAGAAUGACGAAACUGUUGCAUCACGUUCGUCGUCCGCGAUCAGCCGUUUUUCCCGAUACCGAUCGUUUCCGGUGUUUCCCCUUUGUCGGGUUUCCCUGCCCGAUAAAAUCGUGCGCAGUCGCCGCGGCCUUUAUCGCCAGCAACGGAGGGUGGGGGAGCAUCGAUCCAUGCUAUGACGACGAUUCCGCUUUCGUUCUCGUCGUACCCAAGCGGACAUUUAUGGAAAAAAAAAAAAAACACCAAAAUAACGAUUUCCACUCGAAAUUUCACUCUUACCACCCACCUACUCGCGUAUACCCGACGGGCGUACUGCAGUGGCGUCGCGAAAAUCAAACGGGGAGUGUUGCAGUCGUUGUACCUACGACGUAUUCGCGUUCUGGCCCUGAAAUCAUUGACAAAGCUUAUUUUUAGUACCUACUUAAUACAAAUUAUGCACACACAAUCCGGACUACUGUUUUAUGUUACAUAUUGUAUUAUUAUUAUUGUUACUACUAUUGUUAUCUAACGAUAUUUGGUUGGGAAAGCGCCACUGUUCAAAAUGUUUUUGGUUUUUUUCAUUCUGAUGGUUAUUUAUCUGCACAUGUUUUUAUUGCAUAUUUUUCUUUAUCGUUUUACAAUCCGAGUGAUCCGGUUAUACUUAUUAAUAAUAUCAUUACGAUAAUGUAAGAUUAAAUUAGUUUAUUCAUUAUUUUUUUUCACAUUGCAUUUAUAUUUCGCAAACGAAAUAUAAUAUUCAUCUGAUUUGCAUACGUCGCGUACCAAACUAUCCAUGAUUUCGGGGGGUUUUUUUUUUUUCUUCAAAUUAAAUAAAAUGAAAAAUUAUUGAAACCGUCAUACUAUCAUUUUAUUAAGUUCAUAUUAUUAUUAUACCUACCCAUGUUCGUCGAUGAUGCACACAAUAAGGUAUAUUUCUUAUUAUCAAAUAUUAUAUUGUUUAUUUUAUUUUAUUUAGCUACAUUAUAAUAAAUUUAUUUGAAUAAAUACCGAGAUAAAUUGGCUUAUUGGCAUUUCGUUUACAAAACAAGAUUAUUUCCUUUAAUUGUUCAUUGUUUUUUAUUAUUAAAUAAAUAAAACAGGCAUUAUAGGAAUUACAUUUUAAUAGGUAGGUUACCAGUACAUAGAUAUUUAUUGUUACUAGCUAUCUACCUAUUAAAAGUAGAUCAAUAUCUACAAUGAUUAUUUUUUAAGGGUAUAGGUACCUAUAUUCAUAUUGUUGAUUGUAAUGAUUACCUACAAGUAAAUUAGGCAAUUAUAAUUAUAAUUAUAAUUUUUAUUUUUUGUAUGUAUAUAUAUAUACCUGUAUAAUAUAUCCAUUCAUUAUAGGUAAUACCUAUUAGCUACUAUAACUUUUAAUUAUCAAUGUACUAAAUUAUUUUAUAAUAGGUACUUUUAAGAUUAAAAAAUAUAUACUAUAAAGGUGCCUUAUGUUAUUUUAAAAUCUACAUUACAUUAUAAUAUUAUAGACAUACUAUAAAAAAAAAAAAAAAUAAAUAUUAAUACAUGGUAGAAAUGUAGAAUGAGUGAAAUCCAUCUAUUCCAGUAUACCUAUUCAAUUCAUGUUAGAUUUGGAAUAUAGCGAGAAAUGUGAGAAAUGUAUUGGUUUUACAAUGAUGUUUAUUUUUUUAUUUUUCCUUUGAGCAACUUUUCUAUCAGAAAUAUUGAUUGAAUGUGUCAAGUAUAGCAUCUUUUUUGAAAGGAAAUUUUAUCUCCUUGGACCUUGAAGAAUAAGGGAGGUCAUUUUUUGAUUUUCUAUUCGGCUUUCAUUAUAAUUGGAAAAAAACGCGAAAAUUUACAUACAUCUAUAAAAGAAAUUUUACUUCAAAUUAUUUUACAUUAUAAAUUGUUUAUUGUUGUGCAUAGAUGUAAAUUCUCCUUUAUGUCCUACUUUCCCUAUUUCUCAUCUAUAACAGUGAUUCACCUAUCGUGCAAAGUAUGUCAGUCUUUUUUAAAUGUGAAUAUUACUUAUUUUUUUGAUGUAUUGUUUCAGAUUUUCAAAUCGACUAUUAAAAAUACUUAAUAUUUAGUAUUAUUGCGUAAUGCAAUAUCUAAAAAAAUGUUUACAAAAAUGUACUUAUGACAAAGGAUUAAAACUACCAAACUAAGAAUAGGAAGAUAUUUUAUGAAUAAAUCUGUUUUCUAAAUAAGCAUAACUUAGUUUAUUAUGGAAAACCUUCUAGUCUAUCAUGUGGACAUCGGAAGAUGGAUUACGUGUGAUUUUAACCUGCUAAACAAAACGUAACGUUUUUAAAAAUUUUAUCACCUACUCAUUUUAGUCAGAUAAUUAGUUUUUUAAAAAUGUUGUCUAUUACAGAGUAACUGAAUUGAAAGUAGAGAUUGAAAAAAAGGCUGACAUUCCAGUCAAUAAGCAAGUUUUACUAAUCAGUGGAGGAGGACAUCUUGAUUCAUCUAAGGCUGUAUCAUGUUACUGUGCCGGGACAGACACAAGUCCGUUCUUUUUGUUCAGCAAACGAAUGAUUGACCAUCCAGAUCCACCUUCUGCUUUUUUUGACACUCGACCUGGUAAGUUUUUGUAUCUAUUUCAUCUAUACAAUAUUUAAAAUAAGAUUAAACCACUUGGAUACUAAAAAUGUAUUACAUUCCCGCAUUUCCACUAUUAGACUGUUCCCACCAAUUACUCUUGCACCCUGUAAACACAGAGGCAGCAGUGGUGAUAAUGAGAACCAUUAAUUGUUAGAAUGAGGACUGGACUUGCUUAGGAGCUCAGUAUGCAUGUGAUACAAUUUUAUUUUGAAUAGAAUAUUGUCAAUUUUUAAUAAUUACAUAUGAUUAACUGUUUAUUAGUCUAUCAUUUACCCUUUUUAAAUUUAAGUGUUAGAAUAAUAUUAUAUUUGUAUGAUAUAUGAAAGGAUUGGUGUAGAUUCUUUUUCUAUUAAAAUAUUAGGGUUUGUGGAUAACCUCAAUAUCUUAGGUGAAAACUUAAAAAACAAAAAGAAAUGCAAAGACAGUGGAAUUAAAAGUCAACAAAGAAAAAACUAAAGUGAUGGAGACCGUAGGGAAAAAAACAAAAUCAUUUAGAGCCGGUUCAAUUUAUUUAUCACAUGAAAAUAUUAUCAUACGAUAUUAUAAUUGACAUAGUUAUAAAUUGAGCUGUCCUCAUGAUCAUGAUAAAAUGUUUUUCGAUAAAAUAAUCAUAUGAUGCCUUGAAAACUGUCGAAUGCACUUCAAUAAUAGUCUAAACAAUAAAAUUACCAUACAGCAAUAAUUGUUUUAUCUACACGUAUAAAAAUAAAUUGAUAAUAACACAAACAAUAAUUAUUGUUUUAAAACAUUCUACUGGAGUCAACUCGGUGUCAAAAUCAAUUGAAUUUGUGGAUGAGGAUUUAAAUAUUGAUAUUAAUAUUCUUAUCAGUGAAAUCUAAACAAUGUCUUUAUUUUGGGAUAAAAAUUUAAAUGAUUAUUCUGACAGGUACUUAAAAAAAUAUAGUAAAUAAAUAUAAAAAUAAGUGCAUUUUUUAUUUAUGUAAUUAUUUACUAUAUUUAUUGCAAGUAUUAACCAUUUUAAUAAUUUUGUUUUUUGCUUUAUUAUCUUAUUACUUAAAAAGAGUUGCAUAGAAAGAAAUUUGUAUUUAUUGUAAAAUGCACAAUAUACAACAUAUACUGCACACUGCAAAUAUAGCACACAUUGCACAGUUCAAUACUGACUACCUAUGUAAUUUAUAUAUUGUAUUAAUAUUUUUAUAUAAUUCUAGCUGAAUAACCUGUGUGCAGUUUUUUUGUAUUACCUACAACUUUUAUUUAUCAGUUUUUAUAUUACAGUUAUAGGGAAGGAAUAAUUGUGUUGAAAAUGUGUAGCCCGUGCCAUUUUUUGAAUUCUUUAUACCUUAAUUCCUGUGUUGCUUAGUAUAAUGGAUAGAAAAAAAAUAAGUGGAUAUGAAGUAGUCUUAUGGCAGACUAUGUGUCAUAAUAUGUUAUUUUGGUAGGCUUUGUUGCUAGAUUCAAGGUAUAUAAAUAAACAAAAUGUAAAAUCUUAUAAUAAUAAUAUCGGUUUUUAUAACAAAAGAUGAUUUAUGAUUUAUGAUUAUAAAGGUAUAGGAGUUGAGUAUUAAAACUCUUAAAGUCUAUAUAAACUUUCUGAGAAAAUUCUGAUCAAAACGCCACAUCACAAUUGGAUGAGAUUCAGAUGGAUGGGUACCAAAAAUACCCGAAAAAGCUAUUUUACCUCUUAUGGGUUAAAUGUUCAAAAAUCCUUUCUUAGUGGAUACUUUCAUCUUAAUAGAUAUCUAAUCUAUCUAAGAUUAUUAGAGAUCUAUAUACUAUAUUUCAGCCAGAUCUGUUCAUUAGUUUGGGUUAGACCUUGAUGAGUUAGUGAGAUAUUAUAGUUGUAUAAUGAGUACAAAAAUAACUAAUUAAUAUUUUGUUGUUAGUUGAUUUUAAAAAACAAAAAAAGUCGAUUCCUUAUAAAUUUAAUAUAUUUAAUUUGAAAAACUCUAAAAUAAUGUGGUAAUUGGCAACCAAUUUUUAAAAACUGGUAACCACUCAUCCUUAAUUUUUGAUAAUAUGAUUACCUGUUAUUUAUAAAUAAGUACCACAAAAUUAAUGUUGUCAGUAAAAAACUGUUCAUGAAUGUAUUUUACCAUGAUGUUAAUUGUUUUUUAAAAAAAAAAAAUGUUUAUAUUGUGUAUAAACAUUCUACCAGAAAUCUUGCUUCAAUAUAUGAAGUGUAGCACUUUUUUUUAAAGGGAAUUUUAUCUGGUUGGUUUAUACAAGUCAUUUUUAUGAUAAUUUCUAAUAAUUUGGAAAAACGGGAAAAUGUAUAAAAGUAAUGUUCUUAUUAUUUUUUAUUUUAUUUUUUUGUUUUUAUAGAAACCUUAUAUUUGCCUUUUCUGGACAUGGUAAAAUUUUCAUAAUAUUUUAGCCAUUUUUGAGCUACUUAUAGGCAUUUCAAUUUUGUGAGUUCUUUAUAUAAUAUUUAUUCAGUAGGUACUCUGUGAAUAAAAUUGUUAGACCAAACAGAAAUGUUUAAAAAUUUAACAGAAGGUUAAUUAUAAAUUGUACUUAGUGGUAAACAUGAAAAAGUUGAGUUUAAUGUAAUAUUUUUAUUAUUUAUUAGAGUUUUAAUCAAAUUGCUUUCAUCAAGUUUUUCUAAUUUUUUUUAUUUUUGCUUAAUUAUGACAGUUAUCACUGACAAAAACCUAGACAUUUUAGUUAAUUUUUAUUUUUUUUUUGUUUGUGGUAAAGCUAGAAUUAAAAAUAAUUGUUUUCCUUUGUAUUACAUUCCAAGUAAUAAACUCUGGAACUUGUAUUUGCUCGCUUAUCUCUUAAUUGGAAUGAUGGUACCAUUAAAAUUACCAAUAUUGUAAUAUCAUGCAUUAUGGAAAAACUGUUUAUAAUUCAAUUUAAAUUUAUUUCUAGGUAAAAACAAACAUUAUAAUAUGAUGUAUUUGUGUAUUUGGUCAUGCUUUUUCUGAUUAUUUUAAUAUUUUAAGUGUUUAUAAUAAAGUAUUUAAGAGCUUUUUUCAGUGCUUAUUGGGUAUUGGGAUGAUUACAAGUGCUAUAAGGUCCAAACCUUGCUUAUAAGCAAUGAAAAAUACAAAAAUACUCAUAAAUUAUUAUUUUGUAUCUGGCCCAAUCUACUGUGGUUUUGGUUUACUACUUUUACUGGUCAGAUCGAGGAUUUUAAUAGUUUAAAACCUUCUCCAGACUGUUGAUCAUUUUGCGAAAAACCCUUGUAAAAAUUGGUUCGGUUCAGAAAACAUGCUUGACAAAAAUUUCCAUUUUAUAUACAUAUAUAUAGAUUUAUAAUUAUAAAAUCUAUUUUUUUGUAAUUUUCAAUACUAAUACAUUUUUUGAUAUUUGCAUAUUUUGGAUUAUGCAUUCCACAUUUGAAGAAAAAUUAGUACAUAUUAUAUUGAUUUUUUUUAUUACAAUAAAAUCCGGUGUAAGGUAUUAUAAAUGCAUACUACACCCCCCUUUGAUCUUUUUUAAAAGUAAUUUAUUAGAAUUUUUUUUUAAAUUCAAAUUACUACUACAAAACUACUUUUUAGUGAGAAAAAUCAGCAAUUUAAUGUGUUGUUACCUGUAACAGUUAAUGUAUAAAAAAACCUUAGUGUACCUAUACAUUUUGUUGUUUAAAACAAAAUCUAUACAAAGCGCUAUAAUAUAAAGGAGAUUAGAUAAAUAUUGUAAAUAAUCACUUACCUAUACAUAUAGUUAUGUAUUUGAUAUUAAUAAUAAUUUUACACCAAAUUGAAUGAUAAUUUUGUUUACAAACAUAGAAUAUAAAUAAAAAAAAAGUUAAUUUUUUUAGACUGUAUAUACAUUCUACAAUAUGAAUAAUGUGACAUAAUUUCUUUAGUGAAUAUUUUUCUCCUUGAUAAAAUAAUCUUAAAUCGGUCACUUUUAUUAUACUCAUAUUUUACAUGGAAUCCAAUAGUUUAGUUUAUGUUUAGUUGUGUUUUUACCAUUUAAAUCAUCUGUUUAUAAAAUUAAGGUUUACCUGUAAAGCUGAUAUAUUUUAUUUGUAAUUAUUUAUCACUGUAGUUUCUGCAUAUCUUAAUUUAAAUUCCUUAACACCAAGGUCAUAUCUGAAAAGAUGGGUUUGAGGGUUUAAGCCUUUGCCCUAAAAAUUUUCAUGGAUUAUUUAUUGUUUUAUUUUCAAGGUAAAGUCUAAAAUACUUGUUAAAUAUGCUACCUACAGUUUUCUUUUACACUUCAAGUAUACAGGCUAUUCCAUGAAGAUAUACCCUUUGAAUAUCUCUGGAGGUAUUCAAAGGAUAUAUCUUUGUGGGAUAGCCUAUAUUUAGUAUUGACAAAAUUAAUAAUUAAGUAUGACUAGUUAUUAUAUUUUGAUAAUUGAGUACUUACUUUCUUCAUGUUUGAAGUUUAAAAUAAUUUAUAAAUAAAUUUACUAUUGUAAUUUUGGAUUAUUGUUUCAAUCAGUUACGACUAGUGUAUAUACUCAUAUUGGUAAAUAGAGUGUAUGUAUUUUACUGAAGUGUUUAGUAAAGUUGACAAAUAUUUUUUAAAUGCAUUUUAAUUGUUGAUGUAAUACUUAAAUGUUUGCUGAAAAUAAUUAAAAAGGUAAAAUAAAAUUUGAUUAUUAGAAUACCUAUUUAAAUUUUUAAGUAGGUAAGUUACUUAACCAAUGUUAUUUGUGUUUGUAUGAAAUAAAAAUUGAUUUGAUUAACUUCCUCUUCCCGAAAAUUUAGGCCAGCCUUGCCUGACACCUUGUAUUAGUAUUAUGUACCCUAUCUAUCUAACUUAGUGUGUACAACAAUGAUCAAAGACUCAUUUAAGUGGUUGAAAUAUAACUGGUAUCAUAGGUACUUAAUUAAAUUUCUAAGAGAGGUCUAAAAUUUGUUUAAUAUUAUAAGUAGGUACUAACAAACACCACUGAACUCAAUCCUUCCCUCCAAUUAUGACCUUGGGCUUAUGUAUUAUUAAUCAAGCCAGUAACAAUAAUGUAUGAAAAAGUCUAAAAGGGGGGGGGGCGAUCGAUAUGUCACCUCUCCGCCCAAAUCAUCAAUUAUGUCAUCAGUAUUUGCUGAUAAAAACCUAUUGAAUACCUCGGUAUCAGUUCUUUUUUUAUAAAUUUAUUUCCUGGUAGGUACUUUUUUUUUUUGGCGCAUGCAAAAAGUAAAAAAAAAAACCGGCCGUAUUUACAAAUUAUGCGUAAGUAGUUGUCCUCAAUAUUUUCACGGGAGUUAUUAGUUUAUAUUAAUAAUUAUUAUGUUCGUUGCCCUUGUAUUAAUGUUGGCUAAUGUACGUGAAUCGUCUUUUGACCCUGUCGACGGUCGAUAGGUUCGCCACUUCGCCAUUUCCUUAAAACGACCGCGCCAUUUGCCCUUCGGCGGUAUUAUGUGCUCUCUAUUAGUCGUACCUACCAUUUAAUUUUAUGAUCCGUUUUGUAACGGUAUCUUGUUCAUAAAUAAUAAUAUAAUAUAUAAGAUAAUAACUGCUAUACAUAUCUAUUAUAAUUUAUUUUAUCAUCUAAAUGUCGACGAAGUUAUUACCUAUUUAUUAUACAUACUUAUACAAGCUAUAUCUCUACCUCUUAGGUAUAUCUAUUUAAAGAGAGAGAUUAUAGAAAGUUUUAGCAAUACGAUAAACACGUGUAGAAAAUUUAAUAAGUGUCUUCAGAGGACGGUACACGUGUAUUUGUUGUUUCCAUCUUACUAUCACACGAUAUACCUAGUUAAAACAUGCUUACACAGACUACACAAAAUACUUUUGGUUUUAGAGUAAAAGCACCUAUUAUGAAAUUAAUAGACAACAAUUUUCCCGGGGGGGAGGGGGAGACAUUGCAGUCUUUCCACUUUCUUCGAAUUUAACAGUUAAUAAAUAACGACUUUUUCAAUGGUUUUUAAUUCGCCAAAACUUUUUCAAAAAAAUGCAAUGUCUUGCCCUCUAGAAUUAAUUCUCUAUUAAUUUCAUAAUAGUCGCUUUUUAUUCUAAAACUAAAACCAAGUGAGUUCUGUGUAGUCUGGGUAAGCAUGUUUUUACAAUAUCUUGUGUUUAUUAAAUGGAAACAACAAAAUAUAUAUAUGUAAUGUUCUCUUAAAUAUAAAGUCCAAACAUACACACACACAGAUAACAAUAAUAAAAUAAUACAAUUUUUGUAAAUUAUAAAUAGACACUUAAAACUAUUUAGUAGGUUAGCAAUAAUAUUAACUAUAUAGAAUUCAUUGUACAUAUUAUUCCAUAAAUAAGGUUUCAUUAAUAACUUCAGUGACCUAUAUAGAUUAGAUAAAUUUUCUUUUUUAGAUGUUCAAUUUGAUUUUUUUUUUAACACUAAACAUACUUUAUUCAAACUACUUAUGAAAAAUUACGUAUUUAUAUAGUGAUUGACUGAGAAAAUAACCAACUCAACAACAAGUUUGAAGUUAAUUUUAUUUUAAUACAAUUUUUUUUACUUACAUUCAUUACUAUAGAGUUAUCAUUAUUUUUGUUGUACCUAUUGUUUUAUUGACAUUCAAUUAUAAUAAUAAUAUUCUUUUAUUAUUUAUUGUUCACUUAAUAUCAUUGUAGUUAUGAUUUAUCCACUUGUUGUUUAGUACUUUUAAUGCGUUAACUGUUUGAUUUAGGUAAUUGAUUUUGAUUGUGUUUUGUCAUGUGGGCCAAUUUAAAUUGAUGGCUGUUAAUGAACAGAAUUAAUAAUUCUGAUUACUAUAACAAAACACACAAUAUACUUGUUCAAUAAUAUUAACAAAUUAUAAACAUUUUAUUAUUUUUAAAAAACUAAAAUUGUUUUAGAAUAAUACUAAAUAAUAAUAAUAUUUAUAUAUAAAUAUAUAUAUAAUAAAAGAACAAAAUAAAGUUUGGAGAAUUAUAUACUAGUAGGUUGUAUGUAAAAAAAAAUAUUAUGUUUUAAUUUAAAAAAUCAUCAGUUAAUUGAACAUCAGAUUCAAAAAAAUAAUCAUAAUUCUAACUGUAUCUAUCUUUAACAACAUUAUAACAAUUACUAAUUUUCUCUGUAUAGUUUUUCAAUAAAUUAAAUGUUUUUCAUUAGUUAAAAUCACAGUUAUAUAAUAUUAUUACGCCAACAUUUGGAUGUACCAAAACAAAAAUAUAUAUAUAAUUUUUUUGGUGAGCAUAUCUUUAUAUUUUAUUCAUACAUGUGUAACAAUACCAUGGAAUCUUAUUUAAAAACGUUCAGUUAGCAAGUUUCAAUUUUAUGCAAAUAUUCUAGGUAUAUAUAUUUUAUUUAUUUAUAUGGUUUAAAUUGUCAUUGAACAAAUAAGGUCCUAUGGCUGAUAAGGAAAAAAUCUAUAUGUAUUUUUGCUUUAUUUUAUUAUACACACACACAUGGGAAAACAAAUAUAUUUUUUGUCCAUCCUAGCCAACAUCUACUUUAAUAUGUUAUAUAAUGAUAUGUUACACUAUGAAUUUAUGUUUUGUGCUUUUAUAAAAUUGACAUAGACACAUUAUGUACCCAAACAUCAUUAUUUUCAUAUGAUCUUAACAUUCUAUUUGAAAACAAUUGUUAAACUUAAAUACUUAAUUAUUUUUUAAAUUUGUAUUUUAGAUGUUGACUUCACAAAAGAACACCGCAGAACUCAAGGAAUGCCAACAACAAUUGAAGCUUUAAAUGUUAGAGUUAAUCUAGCACAACAAUAUAGUGAAAAUGCUCAAUAUAAUUUAAACUGUAUAGAAACGCUUAUUAAUGAUCAACAUAUGAUGCAUCAAGGUAUCAAAUAACACUUUUAAAAAUGUUUUUUUUUUUUUUUCUAAAGUUAUUUUGUAUAACAAGAAAUUUAAAAGACUUGUUAUAUUUUAUGAUGGUUCCUAUAGAUUACAAUUUAAAUAAUGUUUAGGUUGGUCUGCUGCUGUCGCAAAUAUGCUAGAGACCGUUGAAAAAUUUAAAUUUAAAGCUGACAUUUUUGAAAAUGAUUUUAAACGUUAUUUAGAUGGACGAGAAGACAGUAUUAAUUUACUAAACAAGUAUGCAGUGAUAUAAUUUUAAUUAAUAUACUACAUAAUAUUAUGACCUGUAAAAAUAUAAUGUAGUACACUUAUAUAUUAGUUUGUCAAUAUUAGUAUUUUAUAAUAUAUAGUUUACAUAUAAUGUUGAAUGUUUUUUGUAUACAUUUUCAAACAAUUAAAAACUAUUAUUAUUAUUAUUCUUAUUAUUGUUAUUAUAUGUUUAAAUAUUGAAUCAAUAGUUUAUAUUUUUAAGCAUUUCAAAUUUUGGUUACCGUAGUAAUUAAAUAAAGAAAUAAUUGUAUUGCCUGUUGAAAUUAUAUUGCACUACUUUGUUCCUAUAAUCUUAAAGUAUUUAUAAAUAGUAAUUAUUGUUUUAAUAUUGUAUAUCUAUUAUCUAUAUAUAAAUAAUUAUGACUAUUUUAUUACAAUAAAUACAUAAGUACCAUUAUGUAGGUUUUAAGGGUUUAGCUUCCCCUAAAUUACUAAUAUUCUAACUACAAAAAGUUUAUAACAAAUCAAUUAUAUAAAAGAUUCAGCAUUCAGUAUUUUAAAAAGAAUAUCUUAAGAAGAGUAAUACAAUUAAAGAAUAUAAAACAUUACCAACAGGCUUAGAAUACGCAUAUUUUCAUAACAAAAUAACCAAAUAUAAACUAAACUAUGCACCAAUCAAAUACAAUGGUUUCUAUGGUUUAUACAAUAGAAAAAAGCACAAUGUUAACUGAAUUAUUAAAUUUGUUGGUAGUUAAUUAAUAAAAAAUUAAUAAUUAACAAUAAUUUAGUUUUUAUUAAUUAUUAAUUUUUCUCUUUUCAUAUUAAUUUCAGCCAACUUUUCAAUAAAAACAAUACAACAUGAUAAUUUAAAUAUUUCACCUUUAAAAUUAUUCCUAUAUCUUAAAAAUUACUUGAAAAUAAUCACUAAAAUUUAGAUAAUAUGUAUAUUUGAUUAAAUAUCAAAAGUUCCUUAGCCUAAUUAUUAGGAAAUAAUAAAAUAUUAUUUUAAAAGUAAUUCUAUUUUUUUUCAGUUUUAAUAAUAUUUUGAUAGAAAUUUCAAAAAUUCCUUUACUACCAGCAUUAUUGGAGAAUAAUUUUGAAGAACGAGCUCGUAUGGAGGAUUCAACAGCUAAUAUAAAAAAUAAAUCAUUGCUUGAAUGGGUCACUGCCUGUCAAGGUUUAUCAAAUUUGGAACAUAUUGUUGAACAUUGUGAAAAUAGUCUAAAACAGGUACUUUUAUAACUUUUUCUCACUCAAUAGAGUAUUUUUGGAAGUUUGCCAUACAAAUGGUGACCAAUGGGGUGAGCAUAUUUAAAACCACAAAUAAAAUAUUAAAAAAAACAUUUAUUUAAUCACCUCUCACUUCCUCUUGCAUUUUUCUAAAUUUUGAUAAACAAACACAUGAGGAAAUUUUGUUCACCACACCACUGAUAAUUAUUCUAGAGCGCUAAAAUAGUUUAUUCAUGGGAGUUCUUAAUGCAAGAUUUCAGCUAACCAGGCUAUGGGUCUAUAAAAUUAUUUUUAAGUUUAGUAAAAACAAUUAAAACACCUAGGGGAAUAUUUAGGGGCCGAUCACAGUCAGCAAUUGUAGGCCAUUGUUAUAGAAUCUUAGGAAUUACAGAUUAAACACUUCAUAAAUAAAUAAUUAUUAAUUAAUAUUUAAUUCAUGUUUUCAGUUUGAUGAAGAAAUGUUAAAUGCUGUUUUACAAGAAGUAUCUGCCAUGAAUGAAUAUUCUCGUAGAAAUGAUUGUUCAGAAAUUAAAGGACUUGAACAUAGGUUAUUUAAACUUGCUCAGAUGAUGGACGAAAGUAAGAGAUUAGCCGAAGAACAAAACCAUCUUGCUGAGGUAAGUAUUUUUAAUUCUUAACAUUUUAUCAAAGAAAUUUAACUAUGAAAUUGUUAUUAGGCUAUUAAAAUGAACCAUGCAAAAGCUGCUAAUGAAGGUGAUGUGUCAGUGAUUAGUGUGCUAUUAGCAUCACAUGAUAAACAAUUAGAAAUGAUGUUCAAAAACAAUUCACGAUUAUGUGAUAUUCGAAAACGAAGUAUUUUAGCUAAACAAGAGCUAUGCAAUAAUUUACACCCACGGUUCAAGUAAAUUAUUUUAUUAAUUAUAAAACCUUUAGGUUUGUUCCAACACGGAAAUUCUAGACUGGUUGUGAGCUGAUCUGUAAUUGAUUUACUGCACGUGUAGACUGAUCAUCGUAGAUUCGGAAUUUUGUUUGAACGUGUUUCUGACCAACUUUGAUUGUCUAUGAUUGUAGAUUAUAGAUAGAUAAAAAAACCUGAUAAUUUAAUACCAUUUAAUAUUAGAUGGACUGCACGUAUUUAUUAUUAAUACUAUCUAUUGCGGCACAUAAUAAUAUCAAAUAGUGUUAUUAUCAAUAUAUGUGGGACUGUUAUCAUAUUUUUUUUAUCACUAACUAAUUAAAAUAAGACAUUUUCACAGAGUAAUAAUAAUACAUUUUAAACUUUAAACAUUCAUAGGUACAUUUAUGUAGAUUUAACAUGAGGUGUAAUACAAUUCUACAAAUAUCACAAUGCAUAGUAUGUUUGUGUAUUAAUUUAUUUUGUUAUUUGGUUCUUUUUUUUUGGUUAAAUAGGCAAUGUAAUUUAUGAAUAUAAAGUUAAAUGAGUACAAGUAUACAUGUAUAUAAAAAAUCAAACUAUUAUUGUAAAAGCAUUUUGUAUUACUAUUAAAUAAAUAUUUAAUACAAUAAUGUGUACCGCAAGAUGGUGUCCUUUCCCCUAUCUUCUACAAUAUUUUUGCUAGACCAAUCAACUAUACCUAAUGCACUAGUUGCUGACUAUGCAGAUGAUAAGACAAUUUUAUCUAUAUACUCUGAUCCCUUUGUUGCUACUCAAAUCUCACCUCAUUCUUACGGAAAAAUGUAAAGUUUUGACUGGAGGAGUAAGGAAUUGUAAUAUCUAUAAUAAAUAUUGACAUAGUUUGUAAAUAAUACACUAGAUGGUGUUAGUGGCCUUAUCAGAACCCAAAAGUGAGAAGGUUCGAGCUUAAUUUAUCACACAUUCGAUUUCUUGUAUAUCUUAAUCCGUGGUUGGAACCAAUCUUAUAAAUAUAUACAUGUAUAAUAGUGUCUUUUUUCCUAACUAAGUCCUAACUAAAUUUAAACAUAAAAUACGAAAAUAAGAGUUGAUACUGGAGACGGGGUGCAGCCACUGCUGUAGAUAAGAUGCAUAGUUUUUUUAUUUAUACUUGUAACCAACAAUAAACUAUUUAUAACGGAAAACUAUUCAAAUCGAAAUUUAGUUAUACAUGUUUUGAAAGGCCAUAAUAUUUACGUUUUUCAAUAAAAUUUGAUUUUAACUCUUAUAAAAAAAAAACAAAUACUACAUUAAACUAAAUUUUUUUUCACCACCAAGUACAACUUAAAACUUGUAACUUACCAUUCCUAUCAAAUUUUCAAACAUUUCUGUUAAGUUUAACAAUUUAUCUAUAAAUAGCUCAAAAAUUACUCAAAAUUUUCAUUGAUUUUAUUAUUUUAAAUUUUGUUUUUCUAAUGUAAUUCAGUUAACAAUAUUCGUAGCCUUAAAAUCUUGACAGAAAACUUAUAUUUACUUUUUCUAGACGUUUUAAUAUUUUCAGAAUAUUUAAGCAAUUUUUUAUCUAUUUAUAGACAUUUUAAUUUAGAGAGUUUUGAUGGAACUUUUGGUAGGUAUUCUGUAAAUAAAUUGUUAGAACAGAAAUGCUUGAAAAUUGAAUAGGAAUUUCAUUAUACCUUCCUUAUAGUAAAAAAAAAAUAAUUUAUUUUAAUGAAGUAUUAUUUAUUUUUUUUAAUGAGAGUUUUAAAAUCAAAUUUUUCACAACAAUAGUAAAUAUUACAACAUUUCAAAAUAUGUAUAAUGGAACUCUCCUCAGUUGUUUUCAUUUGCUAUAGAUUGUUGUUUCUUACAGGUGUAAAUUAGAUAACUUUAUGUAUCUUACCUUCCCAACUUUCCACUUACAAAAGUGGCAGUACCUAUCUCCAGAUAAACUUUUUUGCACUUUUUUUUAAUAUUUUAAUUUUGAGAUUUAUGAAUUAAUAACUAUAAUAUUGAUUACUAUACUGGAGAAAUACUGACCCCCCAACAAUUUAUCCUAUUUAUGCCUAUGUAUAUAUAUAUAUAUUGUAAUUCUAAGAAUAUUCAAAAUAUAUAUAUUUUUUUUUUUUUUUAACUAUGAACCAUUAAUAAAAACUAUUUAUUGACAUAUAUGUAUAUAUUAUUUUAUUUUUUAAAGGUGGUUAAUUCUUAUAGAAAAUAAAGUAAGUGAUGUCGAAGCUAUUAUGCUAUUAUACAAUGAUAGUAUAAAGUUAACUCGUGAAUAUUUGGAUGUUGUUGAACAAUUACAAAACACUCCGAAACUUUAUUUUAAUGCAGUAGCUGAAGUAGUCAGAAGAAGAAUAUUUUCUCAAGCUUUACUUAUUGUAAGUCAUAUUUUCAUUUUUGUAUACAAGGUAUUCUACUAAGAAUGCUCAUCCCAUUUUUUUGGUUAUAUUUUGCAUAUAUUCAAAUUAUGAUUUUUGAAAUUUUUAAAUUCAGUUAAAGCCAAUAUUUUCCAAUACUUAGAUUUUUCACAAUAUUUAAGAAGUAUCCUGUGGUGUUACUAACUUUGGUUUUUUAAAAGAUAACCUAUAUUAAAAAAUGCAUAAAUUGAUGGAGUAUUACUAUUACUGUGUACCAUACACAAUGAUAUUCUACUACUCUCCCCCUACCUUUACAUAAAAGUAGAAUAUCUCUAACAGGUUAAUGGAAAUCAGACAUUUAACAUUAAUUUAUUUACAUUGACUCCAUUUAUUUAUAGCAUUCUUAAUACAUGUUAUUUUAAAAACCAAAAUUGGACACUCCUUAAAUGUUGUGAAAAUUCUAUUCAAAAAUACCAGCUUUAACUACACUUAAAAAUUACAAAAAUCAAAAUUUAACAGAAAAAAUUGGGUAAAUGUGCCUGUGAAUCACCCUGUAUAUUGAGUAAAGAUACAUUUUUAAUUAUUUCAAAAAUAAAUGUGCUAUAGUUAUUUAAACAACUAUUACACAUUUUAGUGGUCUAGUGAUCUUGCCUGUCAUAUGAUAUCCCGUCAUUCAGAUGAAAUAGCUAAACGCAAAAAUUUUCAAUCUCUGUUUGAUGGUCAUUUUUUAAAUCCAUUAUUUCCUGGAUUAGAGGAUAUGCCACCACCAUUUGCUACACAAGCCCCACAGUUAUUUGAUUAUAACUUACCUAAAGUAAUAUCAAGUAGUAUAUACUAAACUAUAGUAUUUAAGUAAAUGUUUAUUUAUUAUAUUAUUUUUUAAAUUUUCAGCUUUGUUUAGAAGAUUUGGAUACAUUAAUAAAGCAAUUGCCUCAAAUAGCUCGGUUAACAUCAGUACCUAAUUUCAAUGCAAUUACACGGUUCUUUUUAUCAAAAUCUAUACAAGAAGAUGGUACAUUAGCUAUUGAAUUUGAUAAUGAUCAUAAAUCUGUUGCUUUUGAAACUAAUAAUAGAAUGCUAGUUAAUAUGGAAACUGUAGAAGAAAAAUUGAAUGAAGUAAUGACAGCUGUAGGCCUUGGAUCUUGUAAAAAUGAUUUAUUUCAAGAAUCAGAUGUUACUAAAAGAACACAUGCAGAAAUGUAUGUAAAAUAAAUAAUUUUAUAAUUGUUUAUCUAUGGUUUUGUAUUAUGUUUUGCCUAAUAUUAUUUUUUCAAAACAAUUUAUUGUUGAAAAAUAUAUAAUAAAUAGGUAAACUAAUAUCCCUUAUUUCUCUAAUAAAAACUGUAAAAAUCAAAAUAGAAUCUUGUUACGAAGACUUGUUUAUAAUUGAUUUUUCUUUUUUAAUCCAUGUAAAUAUUUCAAUUAUUACAGUUUUAAGAAAAUUAUGUUCCAAUACAAAUGAGUAAAGAUUUUGUUUACCUAUUUGUUUCAUUAAUAUUAGGGAUAAUUUUAUCUUCAUGGCUGUACUCAAUUUAAAUAAACAUCUAAUGGAGGUGAACUGGAAUUGGAAUGAUUAUUUGAUUGAUUAGGUACAUGUAAAAUUAAAUAAAAGAAUAAUGGUGUAAACUGGUUUUAAAAGUAAAACAUGUCUCAUAAGCUCCUAAAGUUUAAAGUUGUUUUCUAACAGUUAGUUUACACUGAAACCAAUUAUAUUGUAAAAUUUAAAUAUAAUAGUUUUAAUAUCAAUAAUACUUGCAGCUCUGCAUUAUUAUUUUAAGUAUAUCUUUCUUUUCUUCUUCUUCUUAGGUGAUCUGUUCACUCAAAUUUAUAAAAUCCACUAUUCAAUUGUAUGUUAUUAUAAAAUGUUUGAAUAAUUAAUUUCAUGUUUAAUUUUUCCUGUACUAAGUGCAAUUAGCUAGAUAUUUAAAUACAAUGUUCUAGUCAGUAUGUAACAUCUUAAAAUAUAAUAUAAAACUCAUAACAUAUUCAAUUUAACUACAUACAUUAAUUGUCCACUAUUUAGAUUUUAUUCUUUUUAAUACUAGAAUGGAAAUUAAUUACAACCUAUGAAAAAAAUAUAAUUUAGCAAAUAAAAAAAAUAGAUGUGUGCCUUUCCCAAGUUGAAAGAUCAAUUUUAGAUGGGCUACAGUGUGUUUAUGUUAUCUUAAUAUUAAUUGUGUAAAUCUAAUUUAAGCGAUAAGGAAAGUAAAAUUUUAUAUUCUUUUGUCAUGAUUGUUUGGAAGUUUUUAUAUGUAAAACAUUCAUACAAAUUUUGAUUGGUACCUAUUUUCAAAAUUUUUUAAAUACAAUUUAAAAUAAUAAUUUAUUGUAGUUGUAUUUCAUUAUAAUUUUAAACAGAAAUAAGUAGGUACUAGAAAUUACAAAUUUUAUCAAAACUAUAGAAGUACUAUUAACAAAAUAUGAAAAUCAUAGCACCAUUUUAUAAAAAAUAGGUACCCUAGAUAAAUAUACAUUUAUUUUUUUUAAUUGUCGUUUUCUAUUGUGAUAAAGAAAGUUUGUAUUCUUUUUGACAGUGUUGAAACAAAGAAUAAUAUAUUUCAUAUAUAUAAAUAAUAAUAGGUUCUAACACUUAUAAUAGGUAUAGGUAAGAGAGUAUAUUUUUUUUUUGUUUAUACAACAUAAAUAUUGUAUCUAUAAUAAUUUAUCUUCUAUACAAAUAUGGCAGGUAUAUCAACCUUAAAAUAAAAUAUUCAAAUACAUUUACAAGUAUCCUAAUCCUAUGUCCUAGUAUUAUUGCAUAGUCAUGAAAUAAACUAAAAUGUUUAUGAGCAAAGUCGACCUGUCAAUUGUUUAACUCCAGAAUUUUUUUUAUGUUAAAAAUUUGGGUUUUUAUUAAAGUCUUAUAGCCUGAGUAAUUUUUAUUUAUGCCAAACAGUUUUUACAAUUUAACUGUUGUUUAUAGGUAUAUUUAAUGUAUAACAUUAAUACUAAUAAAUAUAUACUUUUAACUAAUUUAUUGUAUUUAAGUAAUUAUGUAUUACAUUUUGAUUUCAGGGAAAAUGACAGUUAUAAUUCAGUUAACUUUAUGUUACCACACAAAUAUAUUGGAAGCCAUCAAGAAGUACUGAUUUUACACAUAUUAUAAAUUAUAACCAAAUAUAAUAUAUUUGGUGUAUCUGCAGGAUUCAACAAUUUUCUAUACAAUUGCAUAGUUCAUUGUCAAAUCUUCCAGAUAUGAUCUGUAUAAAUUUAAGUAGUUUAAAAAAAAAAACUUAAAUAUGUAGGGAAAAUCUUACUUCAUAUAUUUUUAUCUUGGGUUAAAUUACAGUAAAACUACACAGAAUAAACAAAGCUAAAUAUUAGGUUUUCUCUUUUCAAUAGUUUAAUUUUAAACUAAAAUAAAAAACUUUAAAAAUAAUUAAUAAAAAACAUGAAAUAUGAAUUUCUAUAUUUGUUUUAAAAUUAAAAUAUUGAAAAAAAACUCUGUCAUUUUGUAAAUUGUUGAGUUUGCUUCAGUUGUAAUUUUGUAACUUAAAAAUAAAUCUUUUUGAUGAAAAUCUGGAGUAAGAUUUAUUUUAUAUUUAGUAUUGGUCAAAUGAUAAAGUAAAUUCCAGUCUUGCACAAUACACAUUCUAAAUAUAUAUUUUCGUAUUGUUUUUUCUUUUCAGAAUACUAUUCAGUUAUUGAAAAAUAGUAUCUACAGUUUGGAAAAAUUAGCAAAUAUCUCAAUUAAAACAUUACGGUCAGAUUUAAAUAUAUUUAAAAAAUGUGUGGUUGAACAAAAUUUAGAUAUGGAUACCUUUACUAAUGAUUUACAAACAAAAUAUGAGAUUCAAACUUCACAUAUACAUAAACUGGUUCAAGUAAAUUUAUUUUAUAAAUACAUUUAUACCUAAUAACAUUGAUUAUAUACAUAUAAUUGGAGAUGUUACAAACUGUCAAUACAAUGUUCUGUGGUGGUAUAGGACAGUCUUGUAAUGAAAAAGAAAAAUAUUACUUUUUUUCCCAUUAGUGGGUUUCAUAAUAUUUUAUUAUACUUUAUUUUUUAACUAUCAUACAAAUAUACAACUUCUAUCAUCACACCACAGAAUAACCUUUAUUUAUUAACCUAUAGCAUUUAAGAGAAAAAUGAUUUGUAACCCCGGCUUCUAUGACUUCUACUGAACACAUCUAUUCUUGUAGAAUCUGUAUACAAUUCUUCAUUUUGAUUUGAUAUUUUUCUAAAAUGUAUUUUUUACAUUUGACAACUUCGUAAUGAAUCCAAAAGAAGCAAAACUUGCUACCACUUGCAUCUGCAGUUUUUUUCAAUUGAAAUUUAUCAGCAUAAACCAUAAAAUGUUGCAUCUCUCUGAAUCUGAAAAAAUAUUCGGACAAAUUUUCUGAAAUCUCCAAAAUUGUCAAUUCCCUCUCUUCUUUUGGAUUCAUUACAAAAAUCACCAAACUUGAAAAAUAUCAGUGAAAUCAAAUCGAAGAAGUUUUUAGAGAAUCAAUAAAAACAAAUGUACUCAGAAAAAGUAAUAGAAGCAAGUGAUACCAAUCCUACUGCUCUUCAAUGACCAGUUUCUGAGUGAUACUACUAGUCUGGAUACUUUUUUAUUAGGCCUCGUAUAAUAUAUGUAUUAUUAUUGUAUAUAUAAUCAAUGCUAAUAGGUGUGUGUAAAAACUAAAAAGUUCGAAAAUGUUUCACUAAAAAUAUUUUGCCUCAACAUAAUUUUAUGAAUCUAUUUUGCUUGAAAAAAAAAACAGAUUAUUUUGUCACAAUAUUUUAAAAAAUAUGAUUAUAACAAUGAACCUAAUAUUUGUGUAAAUAAUUAUUAAAUUAAAUUUAUUUUAGUGUGCCGAAGAAAGCAAUCGUGAAUUGGAUCGUAUGAGAAUGAGAAUAAAUGAAUUAGAAUCUCUUGUGAAAAUUCACUUAGAAAAUGAAGAACAUGAACGACAAUUACGUUUAGGGCUUGAAAAUGAAAAGGACGAGUGGAUGGAACACACACGAAAUGAAAUUAGGAAUCAAUUAAUAAAUGAUCAUAAAAAAGAACUUGAAAUGGUAAAAGCAAGGUUUAAAAUAUUUACCCAAACAGCUAAUAUGGAACGUAGUACGAGUGAGCAAAGCUUAGAAAAAAUCAAGGUUAAUAUUCAUAAUAAACUUGUUAUAUAUUAACCUACCUAUUAUUAAUUAAUUUAAAAUCUUUACUAAUUUUUUUUAUGUAAUUAUACAUUUUUUCAUAAUAAAUAAUAAUUAAAAUUAACAUCUCAUUUUAAUACUGAUAACUACAUUGAUGUUCUAUUAAAAGCUUUAUUUUUUUAAAAAAAAUGUAAAAAUCCAUUAAAGAACUAUACUUUAAAAAUAAAUAAAAGUAAUAUGUAUGUUUUUACAUAACUUUAAAUUACAUUGAAUGGUAAUACUAGAACAAAUGAGCAUAAUAUAUUUAGAUAUAAUUGUUGAAUAAUUUAAAAUUAAAGUAAUCCUUUGUCCACAUUAUAUUGACAUAAUAUCAUAUGAUUAGGUCUUUCAUUUAAAUAUGUUUGUUAUUUUUGAAAAAACCAAAAUUACCUGUAACCUUAUAUUGAAAUUGUAUGCAUUUUGAACAGAGGUUUGAUGUAAUUGAACUAGUCAAUCAUGAAGCGAUGAUGUCUCAACUUAAAGAAGAUUUACUACUAGAAAAAGAACAGUCAAUUCAAGAAAUACUAAAAAAAUGUGAACAACAAAUAACUCGUGAACGACAAAUGAAAUUUGAUGGUGGAUUAAAGGAUGAACAAGUAAUUGUCAGUAGUUUUAAAAUUUAAUUACUAAUAUUUUUAUUUAAUAUAUUAUAUUAUAUUUUUUUGAGUGUUAUUAAAAGGUUAUAUCUUUUAAAAAUAUGUAAUGUGUGUAUGUGAAUUGUGCAUUUUAAAUAACAAUGUUUGUUCUAGUGUCUUUGGGAUGAGAGCAAGAAAGAAAAUACAGAUGAUAAAAAUAAGUCUUUAAAAUGUCCAAAAGACAAAAAUACUAAUGAACUUAAAUCAAGUUUAUACAAUCAAAAAUCUAGGUCAAAUAGUAUUGCUGUGCCAGAGUGGUAAGCAUAUAAGAAAUACCAUAAUAUAAUAUUUUAAUCUGUGCAUCCAAUAUAUGUGUAACAAUUUUAUUUUAUCAGAGUUCAUUGAUUUCUCAAUAAUAUAAAACAUUUAAUAUAUAACUGCAUAGUUAAAAAUAUAUUAUAGAUAUGUAUUUUCAAUUAUUAUAUAUAUAUAUGUAAUAUUUCUGAAUAUUAUUUCAAUGGACAUUGGUGAAUGAUUAUAAAUCAAUUUCUGAAUAAACUUAAGGUAGUGUUAAUUUUAAUUUCAAAUUGAGUCAUUAUAUUCCAGAUAUAAAGCUUAAAUGAUUUAGAGUAACCAAUUAUUUAGGAUUAUAUCAGUUAAUAAGUAUAAAUAUAACACAAAAUGUAAUAAUACAUAUUAUUGCUAGCAUAACUCAGAUCUAUCACUGACAAAGGUUUGUUGGAAGAAAACCAUGCAUCAAGUAAUUCUUAACCAUAUAAUGUAUCAUGUGUUUUUUAUAAUGAACUCAAUUCAGAUGCAGCUGUUUUUAUAUUACAAUAAAAAUAAAAGGGAGGCACUUUUAAGAUACAUUCUUCCAGGAAUGUAGGACAGUAGUCAGGGACCCUUAUAAAGUUAUAAAUAAAACAUUAGUUUUGUUUAUUAAAUAUAAUAUAAUGCUAGUAACACACUUUGUACAAUUUUUUUUUUAUUACAAUUAGGGAUCUAAGCACAAGCUCCUCAUCAAGCAGUGUAUUUGUGGAUGUGGUAUGUAUAAUGAUAAAUAAUUAUAAACUUAUUGUUAAUUUAUAAAAGUAUUAUAUUACAUGGUAAAAUUAUUUAUGCAGAGUAAAAGUUCAAGUUCUGAGUCUGAUGAAGGAAAACUGUGUAUCAGCUCGUAAGUAUUUCUUGAAUGAUAAUAAAAUUAGCAUUAUUUAUAAUCCAUUUACAUGUAUAUAUAUAUAUAAUCUAUAAAUAAUAUAUAUUAAUUAUUUAUCUAUUUCAGUUUCAAUGUUGGAAAUGUUGUUUUGGUUAUAUGGGAUUCCAUUUAUAGAAAUUAUGUUAUAUAUCAAGAAAAUAACAGAAACCUUAUUUUUUUACAUCCAGAUAGCAUAGACAACUUGUCUUUAAAAGUUAGCUUAGGUGAGUAGUCUGUUGUUUUAUUUAUUAAAUGUAUUUAUUAAUCUAAUAAAUAACAUUUUAUUUUAUUCUUAGAUGAGACACCAAAAUUACAGCAUUUUUCUGCUGAAGUAUUACAAAAAGAAUAUUGUCAAGCAGUCAAGGUUAUUUAAUGUUUUUAUUAUAUUAGACAACUUUUGUUUAACUACUUAUUAUAAAUACUAUUUUUUCACAGGAGGAUAACAGAUACAGAGUUAAAAAGGGAAUGAAAUUCUACAGAGUUAAAGUACAAUUGCUCAAGGCACCAGGUCAUAAAAGAGAAGUAUCAGAAUCGGAUAGUACUAUUUCUGUAACAUUAGUUCAAUAGGAAUAAAUGUGAUAUAUUUGAGUAGUAUUGAUAUAAUAAUUUAAAUGCUUUCAAAAAACUAAAUUUGUGAAGAUAUAAGCUAUGUUGCUUUAAGCUAAUAAUGUCACAAACAUAUAAAUUUAAAUGUUAAAUUUCCUUUAUAUAUCAAACUAUUGUAACACGUAUUUAUCUCAUUUUAAAAAUUAUUCUUUAGGUAGAUUUAAUGUGUUAACUUAUAUAACUAUUUAAUUUAUAUAUAUAUAUAUAUGUAAUAGAAUUCAAUAUUCAUAUAUUUUUUUUGUUUGUUAAUGUUAUUUUUGGACAAUUUAAUUUUAAUGAUAACUUUUGAUGCUUACAUUUUAUUUACCCAAUGAUUCUCACAUAUUGUAAUUAAAUAAUGAAAUUAUUAGAUACCUACUAUUAGCAUUCUACCAAUUUUUAAUAUAGAUGUAUUAUUAAAUUAUGUUAAUUAAGAAUAAUUAUUUAAACUUAAAAUAUUAUGCUAAUAUAUUUUUAAGUACGUAUUAUUAAUUUUUUUGUAGUUUCCAUAUUCUUUAAUAUAUAUGAAUUUAUUAUAUUCUAGGUUAGUAAUAGAAUUUUAAACCUUAACACUAAAUAAUUUUUGUGCAAUUAAUUUUUUUUUUUUACAAAUUUAAAAUGUUUCUCAUAAUAUGUUAACUUAGUUCUUCCCAAUUCCAGAAGGAAUAUAUUAGUCAUUUGUAAUUAGAUGUAUUAAUACACAAAUCUAUUUAAACUACUUACAUAUUUCAAAAUAUCAUGCUUUAUUGUGGCAUGGAUAUAAGAAUUUAUAAAUAUGAAAUUAGGAAUUCUUAAUAUUAAAUUAUUAAUUAUUUUAACUAGUAAAUAAUCUUGAGCUCUGUUUAUUUUGGUAGAUAUUUAGAUAAGUACCACUUUUUAAAUUGUACUUAAUGUCUUUAUGAAUCUAUUUAAGUUUUUUGAAUUGAAUAUUUUAUUGUUAGUAUAUACUUCCCAAAAAGUACUUUAUUAAUACUAUUUCCUUUAUUAUAUUUUAUACAAAUGUUAUCUCUUAGUUAGAAUGAAUAUGUUUUAUAAUUUUAAUACAAUUGGUUAUUUUAUUUUUAUUUUUUAAAUCUCAGUAGAAAAUUAAUUUUGACUCUCAGAGUUUGAUUGAAAAUAUUAUUAGUAUUAUAUUUACAAAUUUAUUUUGAUACUUCUGUGGUAUAUAAAUUUUAAAAUUCUUAAUUGUUCAUCAUAUUCACCAAAGAUAGUAAACAAUGUCCUCAAUUUAAUUUCAAUGUUUUUAUUGUCUUUUAGUUGUUUUGUAAAUAUAGCCUAUGUACAUAACAAAUUAUAUAUAUAUAUAUUAUGUUCUUAUUAUAUAUUGUUAACUGUUAAUUGUUAAGGAACUCAAAAAAAGUGAUUGUUUAUUGUCUAUUGUAUAUCUGUAUGUCAAAUUAAUUUUUAAUAAAGUUGGCUGUGUGUAUUUUUUUUAAAAAAUUUGUUGAAUUUUACUAAUAAAUCAUUUGAUGAUAUGGUUAUAUACUCUACACCACGAGAGAAGUAAACCUUUGCCUCAACCGAAAUGCAUUCAAUUCUGCGCAUCCCCAUGUACUUGCUGGGGUCUAAAUGGGGCCUCAUGUCCUUGGUUGGCAUGCGCGAAACGGUUUACUUCUCUCGUGGCGCGGAAUAUAGUAACAUAUAAUAAUUCUAAAAUAAAAUAAUUCAUAAAUAUUUUUUUUAAUAAUGCAAUUACACUGCAUCUUCUCAUU